AUGAGGAGUUUUCAAGGGACUAUUGAAACUAAAUAACCAGAAAAGGACUUAAAGAAAUGGAAGAAGUACAUAAAGCAAUAUGAUAACAGUCCUGAGAAUUCUAAUAAGCUCAAAGAAAGUCCUCUGGAAAAAUUGAAAAUGACUGCAACUUAGAUGGAUUAUUUUAUAGUUAACUAGUCCAAAUCUCCUGUACUUGAGCUGAUAGAUUAUGCACAUAUGAAGAUAAACGAGGAUGAGCAGCGUACUAAAUAUAAAAUAUCGCAAAUUGAGAAAAAUCGAUUGGCUUUAAAAUAUAUCAAAUUGAAUGAGGACAUUCGCUCUCAUAGUAAAGUUGGAGAGCCAUUCAACUUAAGCAGACUAAGGACAAAACUAAAAACUUAGAUUGCAAAUAAGAAUCCCAAAUAAGAAAUCAAUAAAAACAAGGAAAUAUCAGUUUAAUAAGAUUAAGUAAUCAUUAAAUCUAACAAAAUAAAGAAUGCUGGAAAUAAAAUUUAGUUAAUCAAGAUUAUAGAUCAGCUUAAGGAGGAGGAAAAUAUGGGUAAGAAUGUAUCCUAGAAAAAUAACAGAAAUGAUUUCAUUAAUAUUAAUCGAAGCUUUGAUGAUGAGCCAUAUCAAAAUAACACAAGAAAUACUCACAAGAAUUUAUAAAAUUCACUGACUGCAUCAAUAAAUAAGAGUAUUGGAGACUAUGAGGAUCAAAGGCCUCAAAAUUAUUCUUUGCUAACUAAUAAAUUAGUAGAAAUCUAAGCCAACAUAAGGAUUAGAUCAAACUCUAACAUAUACAAUUCAGUAGAUUCCUAGCCCUUAUCCUCAAAAUUAAACAAGCAAUUAACAGGAUACCGGAGGAUCUCAAAGAUUAAUGAAUCAAUGGUAUCAAUCAAUGAGCAAUCUCAAUACUCUUUUAAAAAGGAAUAAAGUUUAAAGUCAAUAAAUCAUAGACUAGAUGGAUUGAAGAGGAUGUGCACAAAUAUUCUAGAUAAUAAAGCUGAUAGUUCUAUAUUUAGAGGAAACACCAGUGUCAAAAAUGAUGAAUUAAUUUUGAAUCAGCAAACUAGUCAAACAGCUCUCAAUUCUAAGAAUAAAUCCUACUAUAACUCAAGAAUUUCUUUAUUUGAAUAAGGUGGUAGUGUUAUUUAAGAAAAAACAUCGAAAAAUUUAAGGAAUACCUUGGGAGAUCAAUACUAGAUCAUUAGGCCUUAAAAAAUGGCGUUAAAUAAAAGAGACAAGUUAUAUAAUUCAAUUGAUGAUAUAAAUAAGCAGAUAAAUGAGGAGAAUGAUGAUAGUUUAAAUUUAGAUUAAAGUCAAGCAUAUGAAAUAGUUUCUAAGAGUAUAAAUAAUCUGAAUUCAAUAGGAUAAAGAAAUCAGAAUAAUAUGUCUUAAAAGUCGCUAUAAGUCAAAUAAAAGUUUUAACAAUCGCAAAAAUAUCUCUUUGAAUCGUAGAGAGUAAAUGAAAAUAUUAAUUAGGAGUAGGAUCAUUAAACUAUAUCUAAAAUAUCAGAUAAUAACCUAAACUCUGUAUAAUUUCUUAAAUCAGAUAAUAAUUAGCAGUACUUUAAUGAUUAUUCUUAAGCUAAUCUUAGUUAAAUGAAAUAAAAAAAUGCACCAUUAAGAAGAAAUAGCCAUUUAAACAAAAUUACAGAGAAAUUUGGAUAUUUAAACAAGAGUGUUGAGCUUGAAAGAUUAGUUGAUAAGAGUAUUAAUGGCAUUGAUAAGGCUUUAGCUAACUAUGAUUAGAGAGUGAUAUAGAGGAUAGGGCCAGAUUAAAGAAGCAUUUAGAACUAGAAGGAAAAGAUUAAAGCAUUAAUGAAUAAGUAAAAGUUAAGAUAAAAAUAAAGUAUGCUCGAAUAUUAUAAAGAAAUGGACUAUCUCAAGAAAACAUAAAAAAUCUGA
Messenger RNA from Stylonychia lemnae, 1890 nucleotides. The record is from the annotation of a GenBank genome assembly. NCBI's taxonomy places the organism in Eukaryota, Ciliophora, Spirotrichea, Sporadotrichida, Oxytrichidae.